AGAGCAUUCAGCUUCCAUUGAAGAGUCCUCUUCCCCCCUCUCCCCCUUCUUCCCUACUUACGUUGGCUCUUGUUUCUAACUUUUGCUACCGCCGCCAACUCACUGCCUGUGUUAUGCGAGCACCGCGAGUAGAAACAAAUACACACACACACACACACACACGUACGUAUCUCUAGCUGUCUGCCCUGCAGGAAAGAUUAUAGAACUCCGUUAUAGAGCCUCACGCAGCACGCAGCGACUCGACGAGAGAGGAGCAAGAGCAAACGAACGAGGUUGAGUGAAGUUCGGUGAGGAACACCUUAUAGAAACACGCAAGCUUCCCCUCCCGUUUUCUUAAACCCUUUCUUUAAAAGAAAGAAAAAAGGGGUGACAGUGAAGGCCACAACGAGCAUCAGCGAUAUUUAUACUUACAUCAAGAGAGGUGUACAUACACACAUCAACAGCAUCAACAACAACCAAAAACAUGUUUCGUCGCACCUUCCUCUCGCGCGGACACCGCGAAAACAUCAUCCGCAUUUUUCAAGAAAUGGCGGACCUCAACAACGCCCUCGGCGAGAAGUACAAGGUCCAGAGCUAUCUCCGCAGCAUUGAGAGCCUCAAGACGAACCUUGACAAACCCCUGAACACCCCACAGGACCUGAAGGCCUUCUCGGGCUUCGGUGCGAAGCUGCUGAAGAAGGCAGAGGAGAUCAUGACCUCCGGCAAGCUGGAGGAGUUAGAAAGCAAGACGAAGCCGAAGCUGAAGGCAAUUCAGGAACUGACGCAGGUGCACGGUUUUGGCCCGCGCGCCGCGGCCGCCCUCUUCGACCGCGAGGGCAUCUUCACCGUGGAGGAGCUGCUGCAAAAAGCCGACACCAUCCCGUCCCUCACGGACCAGCAGCGGGUCGGCAUUAAGUACUUCUACGACAUCAACGAAAAAAUUCCGAUGCAGGAGAGCGUGCUGCACGAGAACUACCUGCGCGAGAAGUGCUUAGAGGUGCUUGGGAGGGAUUAUUCGAUCGUGAUCUGCGGCAGCUACCGUCGUCGCCACCCCUUCAGCGGGGACGUGGACGCGCUGCUCUCGCGUACCCUUGAUGCUCCACCGCUAAACGAACCGGUGGCUGCGAUCGGCGUACUGGGGAAGUACGUAGAGUACUUGGAGCAGGCGAAGUACCUGGAGGCGACCAUGGCGCAGGGCCCUCUGAAGUACAUGGGGAUGGGACGCCUGCCGCCGCGCAUUGUCCGCGACAAGGCCGGGCGUGAGAACACGAAGGUGUACAAGGCACGCCGCGUCGACAUCCGCCUGAUCGAGACGAAGAGCGUCCCGACAGCGAUGCUGACCUUCACUGGUAGUAAGAACUUCAACGUCAUUAUGCGGCAGGCGGCGAUCGCGAAGGGGUACUUGCUGAACGAGUACGGUCUGUUCCGUCUGGGCACGCCGGAGGAGGCGCGGGCGCUGUACGAGCGAGUCGGGAUUAAAGGCAAAAACGCCGGCGAGGAGCUCGGCGUGCCGAAGGAGGAGUUGGAGGACAAGAGAGUCGAUGUGCGGUCGGAGCAGGACGUGUUUGAUGUGCUGGGGAUGCCGUACGCAAAGCCGGAGAACCGCGAUCCCUAA
Leptomonas pyrrhocoris is the source of this 1594-nucleotide messenger RNA. RefSeq names its product putative mitochondrial mitochondrial DNA polymerase beta. The coding region runs from base 464 to 1594 and encodes 376 amino acids. NCBI's taxonomy places the organism in Eukaryota, Euglenozoa, Kinetoplastea, Trypanosomatida, Trypanosomatidae. Gene Ontology annotation, cellular component: nucleus. The transcript has a single exon. The record is from RefSeq and is a predicted model, not a curated record. Gene Ontology annotation, molecular function: DNA binding; DNA-directed DNA polymerase activity. Gene Ontology annotation, biological process: double-strand break repair via nonhomologous end joining.